Messenger RNA from Artibeus jamaicensis (Jamaican fruit-eating bat), 2314 nucleotides. RefSeq names its product cilia and flagella associated protein 410 (gene CFAP410). Bases 88 to 861 code for a protein of 257 amino acids. The transcript has 7 exons. Gene Ontology annotation, molecular function: protein binding. NCBI's taxonomy places the organism in Eukaryota, Metazoa, Chordata, Mammalia, Chiroptera, Phyllostomidae. The record is from RefSeq and is a predicted model, not a curated record. Gene Ontology annotation, biological process: cytoskeleton organization.
GACGCGCCGCGGCAGUGCCGAAAUCCUCCAGGGUGGUUGGCAGGUCCAGGGCCCGGCCGGUGGCUGGGGUCCCAGCGACCCAUCGCCAUGAAGCUGACCCGCAAGAUGGUCCUGUCUCGGGCCAAAGCCUCGGAGCUGCACAACGUGAGGAAGCUCAAUUGCUGGGGCAGCCGCCUCACAGAUAUCUCCAUAUGCCGGGAAAUGCCCAGCCUGGAAGUGAUCACCCUCAGCGUCAACAGCGUGUCUACCCUGGAGCCCGUGAGCCAGUGCCAGCAGCUGAGCGAGCUCUACCUGCGGCGGAACCGCAUCGCCAGCCUGACUGAGCUCUCCUACCUGAAGGGCCUGCCGCGCCUGCGGGUGCUGUGGCUGGCCGAGAACCCGUGCUGCGGCGCCGACCCCCACCUCUACCGCAUGACCGUCCUGCGCAACCUGCCAAACCUGCAGAAGCUGGACAACCAGGCUGUGACUGAGGAGGAACUGUCCCGAGCAGUGAUGGAGGGAGAGGAGGUCACGGCCCCCAGCAGAGAGGGCGUAGGGAACGGCAGGCCCGAGCUCUCCUAUGCCCUGAGUGCCAUGGACACCACUGCUGAGACCCCAGGGGACCGGCUGAGCUUUGGCGAUGAGGAGGAGGCAAGGCUCAGCGGACAGCUCAUCAGCCUGAGGCCCCCCGCCCGGGACCGGUUUCCUUCCUUCCCACAGAGGGAGGCUUCGAGCAGUCUCAAGAACAGGGAUAACGUCCUGACUGCCAUCUUGCUGCUGCUGCGGGAUCUGGACACUGAGGGGCUGGAGGCCGUGCACCAGACUGUAGUCAGCCGGCUGCAGGCCCUGCACAAGCAGGAGCUGCAAGAGGACAUGGAGUGACCCAGCAGGGACCCUGCCCUGAAGUCCCAGCGUCUUCCCAAGCACCUGAACGAUGGGGCAGACAGCCGUGCCGGACCCCAGGCUGAGCCCCAGCACACAGGAUUGGGUCCUCAGGAAGCCUCAGUCCUCCCAGGAAAGCCAAGCCGCCUCUCUGGAUGGCACCCGGAGAGAGCAGGAGGGGACUUGGGGGCUGGCCAGGCAGACCCCACUCCCACGCCCUCCUGUGUGGGUGGCUGGACUUGACCUGGGGCCCUUCUCCCCAGUAAACAUUUUCUAAAUUCUGACCUGGAAGCAGGUUUCCGAAGUGAUGGACAUGGCGCUCUUUGCAAAACUGAGAGCCAUUGCUCAUGCAUUUUCCCCAGCCAGCCUCUGGCUCGGCCUUGGGGCAGAUCCCUGGGCCACAGGAGCCUUCCCGCUUCAUGGCCUCCUUCCUGACGGUUCCCUCCUCAGUCACACUGGCAGACAUGCACAGCAUAGCUGCGCCGCCACUGCCACCUUCCACCUGGGGGUGUUUCCUGUGGCUGGCAGGCUGGGCACAAGGCACUCGACUUUGUAUGAGGCCUGCAGCGGUGCCGAGGGUUUGUGUGGACCCCGCGUAAGAGGCCUUGCAGGGGCAGGCCUGCCACGUCUGCCUGGGGGUUCAGGUGCAGCUGCAGGUGAAGCAGCCAGGUGGGGAAGGGUGGCCUUCUGGAAACUGCUCCUGGAAGGUUUUCUUCCUGUAGGAAGAGUGCAGGCCUUGGGUGUCACACAUGAUCCAGGGGGGGUUGCUGCAGCCAUGGAGGCCUCCGCCUGCCCAGGGAGCAGCACGGCGCACCCCACCAAGCCAUUAGAGACAAGUCCCUUCUUACCACUAUGGAAAUGCCCGGGGCUAGGGAGGGGGACAGGAUGUCAUUCCCGUUACCCCCUUCAUGUGCAAGGCAAGACACCAGUGAUGGCGUGCCGGCACCUGGCAGAUUGCGGCGCUCCUAAAUGAAGCUGCAUUGUGGGGCCAGCUCUUUUCAAAGGGCUGCUGAAGGCCUCCCAGUGCUGGCCUGGGGGAGCCCCGGGCAGAGGUAGGGGAUCCGUCUGUGGGGCUCUUGUGGUUUGUCAGGACAAGGGGGCGAGCUCUGAGCAUGGGAGGCCAGCAGCCGCCGCCUGGGGCCAUCCGGGAGAAUAGCUGUACGUGGGUCUUCCUGUCUCUAUGGGGUCUUGCUCUCCAUAAAGCUGUGCCUUGGUCAGAACAAGUUGGGGUGGUUGUGCUGAAUUAUGGACGCCCUCCCUUUCCUCGCUCACCAGGUGGGGCUCACACCAGCUUCCCUCCUGCGUGCCCCAUGACAUGAUGCACCUAGGGGACCCAUGAAUUGGACUGGCCAGGUGAGCUGCCUGCCUGCCUCAGCCCUUUGGCCCUUCACCGCCCCCCAUCCAGCUCCCUGCCAGAUCAGAGGCUCUACCAGCUCACUGGGCCCCCACUCCC